Sesamum indicum (sesame) is the source of this 3736-nucleotide messenger RNA. The record is from RefSeq and is a predicted model, not a curated record. NCBI's taxonomy places the organism in Eukaryota, Viridiplantae, Streptophyta, Magnoliopsida, Lamiales, Pedaliaceae.
AAAAUCUUGAAAUUAAAUAGGAAAAAAAGGGAUUUUGAUGUGCCAGAACCAGCAUUUUUAAGGAAGAAAAGAGAGAAAAACAUAGGUGGUGGUGGUUGUUGCAGAUAACGAAUGCUCACUGGCACUGUGAGAGAAUAAAGGGUUCUUCUCUGCAAGAAUCUUUCUUUGUGGUUUUUUGCUUUUCUUUUGUAGUUCUGCCCAACAAUGGGACACCAUUAAAGCUUCAAAAGCACUUAUAUAAUUGGCAAAAUAUGAGCUAUAAAGUUUAGAGAGAGAGAGAGAAAUUGUGAAAAGAAAAUUGUCGGUAAAUGAAGUGAUAAUGGUGGUUAAAAUGUGGUUUGGCACUGAGUUUUAUGUAAAACAUGUAACUCCACUUGUCUUCUUCCGUGCAUGGUAAUUUUUUGUGCCUUUUCAAUUUGUAACCAACUCCCACUCUUUUAUCCUUGUCGGAAGGCUCCAAUUCUUAGAAAAGAUUCAGGGGUUUCUUUUUCUUUAAGGACCCAACGAGUUUUUUAUCCUUAAGAAAAUGGGAGCUUGCGGAGAAGCUCAGUCAAUCUUGUGGUCAGUUUAGUAUGAACUGUAAUGAAGGCUCUGUUUGAAGUUUGUGGUUGCUUAAUUCGAAGGUAUUCCAAUUAAAUUUUAUGGGGGCUUAAUUCUGUUCAGACAAGUCUCUUUGACCAUUUGGGUUCACCAGAAACUUGUUUUUGCUGAUAAGAAAGGCACUCAGAUUCACAAUAAUUCCGGUCUUCUUCAGGAGUGAAAAUCUCCAAAUUCUGAUUCAUUUCCUGUUCUUUCAGACAAACUUCUCCUGAAAUCACUAGAAUCAAGUCGGCGAAUAGUUUAAGUGCUUGUGGUUUUUCCACCAGACCCCGCACCUUGUUCAGUGGAGCUGAUGGCUAAACAUUUCUGCCAAAUAGUGUUCCUAUUUUUGUUUGUCCUAUUGAUUUCAGUGUCCUGUAGAGAGCAGCAACAAUCAUCCCAAGUAGAAACUCUCCUGAGAAUUAAACUCCUCCUAAACUCUCCAUCUUUUCUGAGUAGCUGGAAGAAUGACACAGAUUUCUGCAAAAGCGAACCAACUGCUACUCUCACUGUUGUUUGCUAUGAAGAAAACAUAACUCAGUUGCAUAUUGUCGGGGAUAUUGGGGCUCCUCGAUUACCAGAGAAUUUCUCAAUUGAUUCCUUUGUUACUACACUUGUGAAGCUUCCAAGCUUGAAAGUCCUCAGAUUGGUGUCUCUUGGUUUAUGGGGACCACUGCCGAGCAAAUUUAUGCGCUUAUCAUCCCUAGAAAUAGUAAACUUGACUUUGAAUUUCUUCCAAGGCAACAUUCCGCCAAGCAUAUCAUCAUUGGAACACCUUCAAACACUAAUACUUGAUAGCAAUAACUUGACAGGUAGGCUGCCAGAUGGCCUCGGUUCACUUUCAUCUUUGGCUGUUCUGAGUUUGAAGAACAAUUCUUUAAGUGGAUCCUUGCCACAUUCACUGGGAAGUUUGGAAAACCUCAGAGUUCUUGCGCUGUCUAAUAACAAUUUCUCUGGUGAAGUGCCUGAUCUCAGCAGGUUGACAAACCUUCAAGUUCUUGACUUGGAAAACAAUGUUCUUGGGCCUCGAUUUCCAGUAGUUGGUGACAAAAUAGAAAGAAUUGUGCUAAGGAGCAAUAAGUUCACUUUUGGGAUUCCGGAGAAAGUUCAAUCCUAUUACCAGCUGAAAAUCUUGGACAUUUCUUCCAACAGAUUUGUCGGACCGUUUCCAGUAUCUUUGUUAUCUCUGCCAUCAAUUACUUAUCUGGAUAUUUCAGAAAACAAAUUCACUGGGAUGCUUUCUGAAAAUCUUCCUUGCAAUGAUGAGCUUGGUUUUGUGAACUUCACUGCUAAUCUGUUGACCGGAAAACUGCCCAACUGUUUACUGUCUGAUCCGAAGAAAAGGGUAGUUCUAUAUGCUGAAAAUUGUUUGGACGCUGGAGGUGAAAACCAACGACAAAUUUCCUUCUGUAAGAACGAGGCUCUAGCUGUGGGAAUAUUACCUCAUUCUCAUAAGCAAAAACAAGCUUCCAAAGUAAUUCUUGCUUUAAGCAUAACUGGAGGAGUUAUUGGGGUAAUAGUUUUAGUUAGUGUAACCUUUCUGGUGGUCAGGAAUUUUCUUGUCAAGACAGCAGCACAAACACCUCUACCAGGAUACAAGACAGAAAAUGCAUCAACUGGCUACACCUCAAAGUUUCUUAAAGAUGCAAGAUAUAUAACUCAAGCAAUGAAACUGGGAGCACUUGGGCUUCCAGCUUAUAGGACCUUUUCACUGGAAGAACUUGAGGAAGCAACCAACAACUUCGAUACAUCAACUUUCAUGGGAGAAGGAUCUCAUGGCCAGAUGUACAGAGGUCAACUCAGGGAUGGUUCCUACGUUGCAAUUAGAUGCCUUAAACUGAAAAGAAACCACAGCACUCAAUAUUUUAUGCCUCACAUUGAAAUGAUAUCAAAACUCAGACAUCAGCAUUUGGUCAGUGCUCUUGGACACUGCUUUGAGUAUUACUUAGAUGAUUCAAGUGUAAGCAGAGUAUUUCUGGUGUUUGAAUAUGUGCCAAAUGGGACUCUCAGAAGCUGGAUAUCUGAGAAGCGAGUUAGACGAAAGCUUACGUGGGCUCAGCGCAUAGCUGCUGUUACGGGGGUAGCAAAGGGCAUUCAGUUCCUCCAUACUGGAAUUGUGCCAGGUCUCUUUGGCAACAAUAUCAAAAUAACAGAUGUUUUAGUUGAUCAGAACCUUGUUGCAAAAAUUAGCAGCUACAACCUGCCUUUGUUAUCAGAAAAUAUGGGAAAAGAUCAGCUCCAAAAUUUUCUCGGUGUAUCAAAGGAGUUUAAGAGUGCAAGGACAAAGCAUCAAGAUAAGUUGGAUAUUUAUGACUUUGGGGUGAUUUUACUAGAAGUCAUCUCAGGAAAGCCUAUGAUUUCCAGGAAAGAAGUGGAGGUUCUAAAAGAUCAGUUACAAGCCAGCAUCAUAGCUGAUGAUACAUCAAGAAAGAGUUUCAUCGAUCCAGCAGUUAAAAACUCGUGCUCGGGUGAAUCUGUGCAAACGAUGAUCGAGAUAUGCUUGAGAUGCUUGCUCAAGGAUGUUGCUGAAAGACCUUCCAUUGAAGAUGUACUCUGGAAUUUGCAGUUUGCUGCUCAGGUUCAGGACGCAUGGAGGGGUGAUUCCCAGAGCAGUGAGGGCUCUCCCAUUUCUCCUCUGCGAACUUCAGGCUUGAAGCUGACUAUCAAACAAUAGAUGAUAACAGGUAUUUCCUAUUGCCUCCCAAAAGCCAUGACUCAAAACUAAUUUCUCAAUUUGAUCUCUGUUUCCGCACUAAGAAAAACUGCCACUCCAGCAUUAUUUAAGAGCAUGUUGAAAUUUUUAAAAAGAUUGUUCGAUACCGCACGUCACAUACUACAUUUGGUGCUUUUGCUGAUUCAUUCUGUAAACAGACCUUGUAAGUUUACUUUUCUAUCAUUUCUCAUCUUCAGAGAUUUUGCAUUCAUAAGAAGAGGAGCGCCGCUAAGGAAAUUAUAUUGGAUCCAGCAACAUAGACAAGUUGUAUGUAUUGUACUCCGAAGAUUCGAUCUUCCCAGGCUGUACCUCAUAGCUUUCUUCCUAAAGUAGGGAGAGAAAUGUUUAUGACAAUAUCAUAGGAGUACAGGCAAGAUAUUGUCCUGAAAAAAUUAACUAUUUCAUUGUCUUUAACUUCACUAAAAUUUUCCUUUCUAAGUAAAA